Eruca vesicaria subsp. sativa (arugula) is the source of this 945-nucleotide messenger RNA. The record is from the annotation of a GenBank genome assembly. NCBI's taxonomy places the organism in Eukaryota, Viridiplantae, Streptophyta, Magnoliopsida, Brassicales, Brassicaceae.
GAUACGGUGUCGUAUUAACUUCUCCGUCGAGAGUCGAGAUUACUCCUCUGUCGCCGUCGCCGCCGAGAUCAAAUCGAUCGAUACACAGAGAGAGAGAUGGCGAUGUCUCAGGUGGUGAACACGUACCCUCUUUCGAACUACAGCUUCGGAACUAAAGAACCCAAACUUGAAAAAGACACCUCCGUCGCCGACAGACUCGCUCGUAUGAAAGUCAACUAUAUGAAAGAGGGCAUGAGGACUAGCGUUGAAGGGAUUCUUCUGGUACAAGAACACAACCAUCCUCAUAUACUUCUUCUGCAAAUUGGUAACACAUUCUGCAAACUUCCGGGUGGACGCCUGAAGCCUGGAGAAAAUGAAGUCGAAGGCCUGAAGAGAAAGUUGACCAGUAAGCUUGGAGGCAAUUCGGUUGGUAUUGUACCCGACUGGAAGGUAGGAGAAUGUGUUGCGACAUGGUGGCGUCCAAACUUUGAAACCAUGAUGUACCCGUAUUGCCCUCCACACAUCACGAAACCAAAGGAAUGCAAGAGACUCUACAUUGUUCAUUUAUCUGAGAAAGAAUACUUUGCAGUGCCCAAAAACUUGAAACUCUUGGCCGUCCCUUUGUUUGAACUCUAUGACAAUGUUCAGAGAUAUGGACCGGUUAUAUCGACCAUUCCUCAACAACUAUCCAGAUUCCAUUUCAACAUGAUUAGUUCCUGAUUCUACUUGGUGUUCAAGAACAAGAAACCUGUUAGAUAUUAAGGUUAAUUAGGAUGUAUUGCUACCAGCUACCGGUUUAGAGAUUCGAGUUAUAGAUGUGCGUGUGUUUUUUGCAUCAUAGACUUGUUGGGAUUAUGAAGAACAAAUUCAUUCAUGUAUUACAAGAAGAUUAUUCAUCUGAUUUCUAAAAGCAUUGGUCACUAUUUGACUAACGACUUUCUUCUCUAACCGUGAUUAUAUGAAAAC